This is a messenger RNA of Trichechus manatus latirostris (Florida manatee), 1820 nucleotides long. RefSeq names its product activating transcription factor 4 (gene ATF4). Gene Ontology annotation, biological process: regulation of transcription by RNA polymerase II. Gene Ontology annotation, molecular function: DNA-binding transcription activator activity, RNA polymerase II-specific; RNA polymerase II transcription regulatory region sequence-specific DNA binding. The record is from RefSeq and is a predicted model, not a curated record. Bases 682 to 1740 code for a protein of 352 amino acids. Gene Ontology annotation, cellular component: ATF1-ATF4 transcription factor complex; ATF4-CREB1 transcription factor complex; nucleus. The transcript is spliced from 2 exons. Lineage: Eukaryota; Metazoa; Chordata; Mammalia; Sirenia; Trichechidae.
AUUGGGGUGGGUCGCGCUGGCCGGGAGUCCUGGGCCGAGCGGAGUUGGCUGGGCUGGGUGCGGCUUUGAGGCCGGGCGGCGUCGCAGAGGGAGGAAGCCGUUUUACGAGGCGUCUGCGACGCGUAACCCGUUUGGGUGUCUCGGAGACGCUAGUGCUUCUAGGUCGGGAGGGCGUAGCCUGGCGCCACGGGGAGAAGCCCCCAGCAGCCUCGGCACCGUCUCGGUCCCCCGAGCCCAUCGAGUGUCUUGGGCUGUCGUCCUGUGAAACGUGGCAAGCGCCAAGAUGGCGGCAGGCAGGGCGUUGGCUGUAGCCGGUGGGGGCGGGGCCGCGGUGUCGUGGCCGUAUUUGGGCGGGACAGAGCACCUUCCCCCGGUGGCUGGGUAAGGAAUGGCCCAGCCUGCGUGGGCGUCCAUUUUGUGCAGCCAUAGCCGGGACGCAGCGAAGGUUGGCCCAGGGCCUGUGAGGCCACGUGUGUCCCAUUCUCUAAAGCCAAGUGGAUUUCUGUUUGGCCGUCUUGAUUUAGGGUAAAAAGAUGAAAUUUCUAGACAAGUCAGCUUAUGAUGGGAUUUUGUUCCUGGCUCCUUUCAGGCUUUUCACAGCAUUCAGCAGCAGCGUUGCUGUAACCGACAAGGACACCUUCGAAUCAAGCACAUUCCUCGAUUCCAGCAAAACCUCGCAACAUGGCCGAGAUGAGCUUCCUGAGCAGCGAGGUGUUAGUGGGGGACUUGAUGUCCCCCUUCGACCAGUCGGGUUUGGGGGUUGAAGAAAGCCUAGGUCUCUUAGAUGACUAUCUGGAGGUGGCCAAGCACUUCAGAUCAUACGGGUUCUCCAGGGACAAGGCUAAGGCGGGCUCCUCCGAAUGGCUGGCUGUGGACGGGUUGGUCGAUGCCUCAGACAACGGCAAGGAGGAUGCCUUCUUCGGAACAGAUUGGAUGGUGGAGAAAAUGGAUCUGAAGGAGUUUGAUUUUGAUGCCAUAUUGAGUUUAGAUGACCUGGAAACCAUGCCAGAUGAGCUUUUGGCCACAUUGGAUGACAGCUGUGAUCUCUUUGACCCCCUAGACCAGGAGACUAAUAAGGAGCCCUCCCAGACAGUGAACCCAAUUGGCCAUCUCCCAGAAAGUUUAUCACAAACCGACCAGGUUGCCCCCUUCACCUUCCUACAACCUCUUCCCCAUUCCCUAGGGGUCCUGGCUUCCACUCCAGACCAUUCCUUUAGUUUAGAACUUGGCAGUGAAGUGGAUAUUUCUGAAGGAGACAGGAAGGCAGACUCUCUUCCUUAUGUUCCAGUGGUCCCUCAGUGCAUAAAAGAGGAGGAUACCCCCUCGGAUAAUGACAGUGGCAUCUGCAUGAGCCCUGAGUCCUAUCCAGGAUCUCCCCAGCACAGUCCCUCCACCUCCGGGGGCUCUCCAAAUAGGAGCCUGCUCUCUCCAGCUGCCCUUGCUGGCUCUGCUCGCCCCAAACCUUAUGACCCUCCUGGAGAGAAAGUGCUAGCAGCAAAAGUAAAGGGGGAGAAAUUGGAUAAGAAACUGAAAAAAAUGGAGCAGAACAAGACAGCAGCCACAAGAUACCGCCAGAAAAAGAGGGCGGAGCAGGAGGCCCUCACUGAUGAGUGUAAGGAGCUAGAAAAGAAGAACGAGGCUCUGAAAGAGAGGGCAGAUUCCCUGGCCAAGGAGAUCCAGUAUCUGAAAGACUUGAUAGAAGAGGUCCGCAGGGCCAGGGGGAAGAAAAGGGUCCCCUAGUUAGGGUAGUCAGGAGUGGGUGCUUGUACAUAGGCCUAUGCUGAAGCUAUGUUGUAAUAAAUUCUUUUGUAGUGAAAGUA